UUGAGUGCAAUUGCUUUAGCCAACUGUAUACCAAACAUAAGAUGAUGGGCGGGGUAGAAGAUAGCUGAAUGUCAGCAAUUUUCUCCAAUAAGCAGGCGUGUGAAUUACUCUUCUCCACGUCGGCACAGCUGGAAGAUGGACGCUCUGAUUCUGGAGCCUUCUUUGUAUACUGUGAAAGCUGUUCUGAUCCUGGACAAUGAUGGUGAAAGGCUGUUUGCAAAGUACUAUGAUGACACGUAUCCAACUGUGAAAGAGCAGAAAGCAUUUGAGAAAAAUAUCUUCAACAAAACCCACAGGACAGACAGUGAAAUUGCACUUUUGGAGGGUCUAACAGUGGUGUACAAGAGCAAUAUUGAUUUGUAUUUUUACGUUAUUGGUAGCUCACAUGAGAAUGAGCUGAUGCUUAUGGCAGUGUUGAACUGCUUAUUUGAUUCCCUUAGCCAAAUGCUCCGGAAAAAUGUUGAGAAGAGAGCCCUAAUGGAUAACAUGGAAGGCUUAUUUUUAGCAGUCGAUGAAAUAGUGGAUGGAGGUGUUAUUUUGGAAAGUGAUCCUCAGCAGGUGGUGCACAGAGUAGCACUCCGGAUGUAUUAUGCACGCUUAUUACAUUUACAACGUUCAGCCAUGUGCAGCUGGUUUACUGUGUGUGGAUCUUGUAGUGAAGCCGGCUUCUGUCUUCAGUACAAGGUGAUGAUGUUCCUCUUACAGAACAGACUAUGUCUCAGGUGCUACAGUCCGCAAAGGAGCAGAUCAAGUGGUCUCUUCUUCGAUAAAGUACAUCUUCUAAUUGUGCCAUUUGAAGGUUUGCCCCUGGCGAUUCAGUCUUUUCCUUCGGACCACAUGCUUAUAAAAGCAUUUCUGUCAACUAGAAUACUCCUUGCACUGAAACAGAGGAGCAGAUAUGCUGUUUAAACUUGCAUACAAACUCUGAACACUGGCAACUGGAUUUUAUGUCAUGUAAUGAAGUCAACUUAACAGAGUGACGCUAGGAGAUAAGAAUAGCUUGGCUUAAAACUAAAGUUUUUGGACAUCAGUUCUAUCACAUGCAGCACUAUUGGUACAUACAGUUGUGCUGUGUGCAGUCCUGGCCAGAAGCAUGUUUAUCAGAAAUUGUUUAAAUUUGGCUAUUUAUGUAAGGAAGUGGACAUCAUCUUACCGUGCAUUCCAGACUUAAAUGUUUUCCUUCAUCCAUGUUAUUUUGUUACUUAAUGUGGGCCAUUGUGCUGAUGAGCCAAGCUUUUAGUUCAUGCUGUUUCUUGCUUAAGAUUUUUAACUGAUUGUUUUCUUUAAAAAUUGCUAAGAUUCCAGUUUGUGUCCUAAAUAAACAUCACACAGCCAGCGUUCAUGUUAAUGUUUAUAGCCAGGUUUACAUCUGUUCUGUCUCUAUCGUGAACUUGAAAGUCACCUACCACGCAUUCUCUCCUCACUCGUGGAGUAGAAUCAGGUGACUUCUCAUUUCUAACAGAGUACUCAAAGCUGAAGUUUAACCAUUUGUUUUCUGUUGAAAACUAAAUUGGGGAUUGUUUAAAAGCUGUGUUGAAUCAAGUGUGUGCUUUUUCACCCUCAGUAGUAGUCAGUCCUGUCCACUGAAUGUUCAUUUAACUUGUUUGUUCCCCAGGGGUUUAAGCCCUACAGUACAUUCGUUUCCAGUGUGAGCAUUGUAUGUGGUUCUGUUAUCCAUUAGGAGAUGAGAGUUUUCUAGUUUUGACCCCCAACAUUUUGUUAGCUUGCCUGGUUGUGUACUGGGUCUUUGUUAGAGCAUGUGAUACACUUCUGCAAAUGAUAGUCUUUAGAAAACCCACAAACACCCCCCCCCCCCAGAAUGAGGGCCUUUGCUUGAUAUGUGAUCUCCAGCAGUGAUUCUGAGAUAGAACAUGAAUCCUGAGCACAAGCAGUCAAGUCCCCCCGCUAAGAGCGGCAGGCAGGUACUGUCAUGUCAGUCCUAUCAAUCUCCUCACCAACUGUUCCAGCACCUAGUCAGCUAAUUAAACCCAGGAGUUUGGGUCAUACCUCAUGUCUUUAUUACUCUCUGCCACAGGACUGUUAAGUGAAUUAUUCUGCUGAACUGGUUUCUAACCAGACUUUGUCCCCACUUGUGUGCUUAAGCCUUUGUAAAUCCCUUUGUCUUCUAAUGUGUGAAGGAUUUUCUUUUACUGCUGUAUUUGGUCCAGAAAAGUUUAUGUACAGUCUGAAGUAUGUUUCUAUGUUCACUACUGCUAUUUUAAUUUUGAUUUCACUGUUUUCAGAUAAAUGUUUUUGCAUUUUUGAUCAAAAUAAAUGGGUAUUUUGUGCGUCUGUG
Molecule: messenger RNA, 2296 nt
Organism: Protopterus annectens (West African lungfish)
Lineage: Eukaryota; Metazoa; Chordata; Ceratodontiformes; Protopteridae
Gene: COPZ1
Product: COPI coat complex subunit zeta 1
Exons: 10
Coding region: 136-909 (257 amino acids)
Biological process (GO): retrograde vesicle-mediated transport, Golgi to endoplasmic reticulum; intra-Golgi vesicle-mediated transport; intracellular protein transport
Cellular component (GO): COPI vesicle coat
Source: RefSeq, a predicted model, not a curated record